CUCAGAGGCUUUGCGCUUUUCAAAUCAAUCUUUUUGAGGGGAAUUUCAUUCUCUUUUCAUAGCGUUUGAUGAGGCGCUUUGGCUUACAGGCUCUUACUACGUGCGUUACAACAGGAUCCAAAAUAGAGAUCAGUCUAAUUGUGGAAGAAUGACACAGAAAAGAGUGACCAAUGAAAGUUGAAAAGGAAUGCAUUGCAUAGGAAUCCUUUGCAUGUGUGAGCGAAACGCAUCGUGCCGAGUCGUACCUAAGGGGAGACAACGAUGAGCGAGCUUCGUGGCAUAGUCGGUUCUUCUACUGGAGAAGGGGUCUGCGUUGUUCCCCGUUUCAACUCUUCCGCCUGGUCCCCGUUUCAACUCUCGCCAGAGAAGUUGAGUGAUCUGUCACGCGGUGCGGAUAAGGACGAAUUCAGAAUCUUCCUGGCUCCUGGCGAUGAAGUGGCAUUCGAUUUUUCUCAGACAAAUGGUCGUGAGGAAGUGGCAUUCGAUUUUUCUCAGACAAAUGGUCGUGCCCAGUCCGCCGAGGCAAGUGGUGGCAGUGCUGGGCAAGUGCUGAGGCAAGUGUUGCCUUCUGUGCGACAUAGUAUGCUCAUUUAG
Messenger RNA from Amoebophrya sp. A25, 594 nucleotides. Lineage: Eukaryota; Dinophyceae; Syndiniales; Amoebophryaceae. The record is from the annotation of a GenBank genome assembly.